This is a messenger RNA of Penicillium macrosclerotiorum, 1686 nucleotides long. RefSeq names its product putative MFS drug efflux transporter. The record is from RefSeq and is a predicted model, not a curated record. The coding region runs from base 1 to 1686 and encodes 561 amino acids. The transcript is spliced from 8 exons. Gene Ontology annotation, molecular function: transmembrane transporter activity. NCBI's taxonomy places the organism in Eukaryota, Fungi, Ascomycota, Eurotiomycetes, Eurotiales, Aspergillaceae. Gene Ontology annotation, biological process: transmembrane transport.
AUGUCGUCCACACCCUCAUCCCUCGAAAAGCCUCAGGAGACGGAUCCCAUCGAUGAUCACCAUCAGCUAUCGAGUUUGGAAGGAAAUCCGCAGGGAGAGGAAAAACAGGCCGAUGUAGCCGCCGACCCAGAUGCAUCGCCUCGGAAUAUUCAUGGAGUUUUGUGGUUUCUGGUCGUGAUCAGUACUCUGUCGAGCAUCUUCCUGUACUCCCUAGACAAUACAGUAGUGGCCGACAUCACCCCGACUGCCGUGAAUCGGUUUGGCGAUGUCGUCAAGCUUCCCUGGCUUUCUGUUGGAUUCCUGCUCGGUGGCUCUGCAGUCGUCCUUCCGUUCGGAAAAUUCUACGGUCUGUUCGAUGCUAAAUGGCUCUACAUCAUUUCGUCUGCCGUCUUCAACAUUGGCUCUGCAGUCUGCGGUGCCGCGCCUAGCAUGGAUGCUCUCAUCGUCGGGCGCGUCCUGGCUGGGAUGGGAGGCAAUGGCAUGUAUCUUGGUGUCAUGACUCUGCUUUCCGUCAACACCUCCGACCGUGAGCGACCAGGAUAUCUAAGCUUUGUAGGUCUCGUUUGGGGAAUUGGAACCGUUCUGGGCCCUGUGGUUGGCGGUGCUUUCGUGGAAUCGUCGGCAACAUGGCGUUGGGCGUUCUACAUCAACCUUUGCGUAUCCGGUCUUUUCGCUCCUAUCUACUUCUUCCUCCUUCCGUCCUUCAAACCGCGUGCCGGAACCAAGAUUUCAACGCUGCUGCGGGAAUUUGACCUGGUGGGAACAAUUCUCAGCAUCGGUGCCAUAAUCACCCUGAUUAUGGCAAUCAACUUCGGCGGUGCCCUCUACGAAUGGAACAGCGGACAGAUCAUCGCUCUAUUUGUCGUGUCGGGCGUCCUGUUCAUCAUACUUGGUAUACAGCAAGGCAUGACCAUCUUCACCAGCCUGAGCAAUCGCAUUUUCCCUUGCCAAUUUCUGCGCAACAUCAAUGCUGUCUUCCUCUUUAUCUGUGCCGCAGCUGUAAACACCGCCGGUUUUAUUCCCAUCUACUACAUACCCUUGUAUUUCCAGUUCACAAGGGGGGACAGCGCAAUCAAGGCUGCUGUUCGCUUGUUGCCACUAAUCUUCUUGCUCAGCGCCUCUAUUCUCGCCAAUGGACAUCUCAUGUCUCGCUUCAGCUACUUCCAACCGUGGUAUAUCUUUGGCAGUAUUAUGACUCUUAUCGGUGGCGUUUUGCUAUCGCGCAUUCAACCCGAUACCCCCGAAGCGAAUAUCUACGGAUUUGAGGUCAUUCUAGGAAUAGGAACUGGCUGUUUCAUCCAGGCCGGCUAUGCUGUGAUUCAAGCCGUCGUACCCCCCGCCGAGAUGGCUUAUGGUAUUAGCUACAUGAUGCUUGGACAAUUAGGUGGCAUUGCUUUCGGCCUGGCCAUUGCCGGUGCUGUAUUCAUUAACGAAGCUGUCAGCAAUCUCAUGGUCCUACUUCCCGACGUGUCUCGCUCUGAGCUACAGCUGGCGAUCUCGGGCACCAGCGGCGCUUACUUCCGUUCCCUGCCAGAGGAGUUGCGAACGAGCUGCAUUGCCGUAAUCGUGAGUGCUUUGCAGAAGGUAUUCAUCCCUGUGUAUGUAGGGGCAGCCGUGAGCUUGGUGGUUUCGGUUUCUUUCACUCAACGGAAACUAUUCAAAGAUGCUGUGGCUAUCGCAGCAUAG